Dentiscutata erythropus is the source of this 1542-nucleotide messenger RNA. Lineage: Eukaryota; Fungi; Glomeromycota; Glomeromycetes; Diversisporales; Gigasporaceae. The record is from the annotation of a GenBank genome assembly.
AUGUACAGAAUAGAUAUGAUUCCUCUUUUAAAGACAAAAUCCUUUUUCCGAAAGUAUUCUUCAAUUCCUACUUCAAUAAUAGUAAAAACUGGACAAGAGAUAUCACGAUUGGGUUUUGGUAGUUAUCGAAUAAAUCGGAAGGUAGAUGAAUAUCAACUCGCUCUUAAAAAAGCGAUAAACAGCGGUAUUAAUGUCAUUGAUACAAGUGCGCAUUUUGAAUCUGGUGAAUCAGAGGAAGUAAUUGGAGAUGUCCUCGAAAAGAUGAUGAAUGAAGGAUCGGUUUCCCGUAAAGAUUUAGUAGUUAUAUCUAAAGCAGGAUACUUUGAAACAAUUGACACAUCGACCAUACCGGAUACAUUUGCAAAGAUUAGUAAUAAAUCGGCGCACUCCAUUUCGCCGGAAUUUUUGCAAGAUCAGAUUAAUGGUUCUUUAUCUCGAUUAAAGCUAAAUAAAUUAGAUAUUUUUAUGCUUAAUAGCCCUGAACGAAUGUUAAAAGCAAAGAAUAAGAAUUAUUCAAUGAGCCAUUUGUAUCAAGACAUUGAACGCGCUUUCGAUUACUUGGACGAAGAAGUUUCAAUAGGUGUCAAUUUGCGUCUUCGAUUAGUAUGCUUGCUUCAUAUUCUUGACUGUCGGAGAAUCGGGGGUUAUGGGAUUUGUUCAAAUUCAAUGACCACCCCAACAACAAGUGAUUACAUAUCCCUGCCAACUAUUUUAGAAAAAAUACCUGAAUCUCGUAAACAUAAUUUUGUAGCAAUACAAGUACCUUUUAACAUCUUUGAAAGAGAUGUAAUUCAGAUAGGGUCUUCACAAAAUUGGUCGCUUGCUGAAUAUUCAAAGCAAAAUGACAUUUUUUUAUUCACUAAUCGCCCACUUAAUGCAAUUACUGGAGGGACUAUUAGACCUUUAGUGAAUAAGAGUGUUGAUUUGGAUGCCUCAAUUGAAGAAGUUUCUGACAACCUCUCUAAUAAAUUUCAAAAAUUGGGGGAAUUGGAAGUUGAACUAAAUGAAUUAUAUUUUAAAAUAUCAUCAAAAUUUAUUUGGGCUCAAAUAUUAUCUGAAAAUUUAAAUAAGUUAUCUCAAAAUUAUUUUGCUACAAAGUAUUAUUUAGAAAAACAAGUCAAACCUGAUAUAGUUAAUGAUUUAGAAUCGUUAUCGGAUAAUUUUAAGUCUAAUAGAUUUGAUAAAAAUGCUAAAAACAAUUUGCAAGAUUGGAUUACAAAAUAUCAUUCGGAAUUUCAAUCCUUAUCAACUUUACUAAUUUCUUAUGCUUAUCUAAAUUUAUUGUACAUAAAUAAUGAUUUGGAUUCAAUUAUUUCUACGGUUUCUCCGUCACUUCAGUUUGAUGAUGAAUCUCCUCAAAAGCCUUAUUCCCCUUUAUCUGUAAAAUGCAUUCGUAUUAAUUUAGCAAAUUCAUUAAUCGGUUGUACUUUAGUAGGUAUGAGGGAAUUAAACUAUGUUGAGGAUUCUAUUCUAGCAUUAAGAUUAAGCGAUAAUGAUAUUACGGUCGAAUAUUUAGAGGAAAUUUAUAACUGUUUACAAUAA